ACACACACACAUAUGUGUAUAUAAUACAAUUUGUUGAGACCCACCUUCCGCUUGCGUCAGUUUCUUCCUCCUCUGCAACUUGCCUAUAUUCCUUUUCGUCUUCCUUCUGUCUUGCAAAUUACCCUUGUCACAAGUAUGGAUGUUUCCGGAGCUCAUAAAGAUAGAGGGGAGUUGAGGAUACAUGAAAAUUCGGACGAGUUAAGCACCGAUUUAGCGGACUAUAUUGCAGAAUUAUCAGAGGUGUCGGUGAAAGAGCGCGGUGUUUUUGCCAUUGCUCUGUCCGGUGGUUCUCUCAUUCGCUUGAUGGGAAAACUUUGUGAAGCUCCAUAUAACAAAACUGUUGACUGGGCCAAAUGGUACAUAUUCUGGGCUGAUGAGCGUGUCGUGGCAAGAAAUCAUUCUGAUAGCAAUUAUAAGCUGGCAAAGGAGGGACUUUUGUCCAAGGUGCCCAUUGUUCCGAGUCAUGUACAUUCCAUCAAUGAUUCAGUGUCGGCAGAGAAAGCUGCCGAGGACUAUGAGUUUGCCAUCCGACAACUUGUGAGAACCCGCAUAGUAAGCGUGUCUGAGAUCAGCGACUGUCCCAAGUUCGACCUCAUCCUUCUUGGAAUGGGCUCCGAUGGGCAUGUGGCUUCACUGUUCCCUGAUCACUCGGUGCUUGAUGAGAAGGAUGAAUGGGUAACUUUUAUAACUGAUUCGCCCAAGCCUCCGCCUGAGAGGAUCACUUUCACUUUCCCUGUCAUCAACUCGGCUUCCAAUGUGGCUGUGGUGGUGACGGGAAGCAGCAAAGCAGAGGCCCUGCGCUCGGCGAUUAAUAACGUCGGGCCGGAAUGCUCAUCAUUGCCUGCAAGGAUGGUCCAGCCAACCAAAGGGAAGCUGGUGUGGUUUCUGGACAGGCCAGCAGCCUCGAAACUUUGACAGUUUUCGAUUUUACAAGUAGGUCUACAGUCUACCCUGUUCUGGUGAAUUGUAUGUUCGUAUUUAGAGGGGGGAUUUGAAAUCUAUGGAAUCCCUUCUUUCAUUUGUUAUUUUCUUCUUCCUUGUAUUAUUAUUAAUUUUUUUCUAUAUAAUGUUAGGUUAGUCAUCCUUUUGUAGGGGUUGGGGAAGUGUGAUUUAUCCUUUUUGCAAGAAACUUUUCAAGCUUUCAAUUUUAUUCUCAUGAAUUGUUCAGUUAAA
Molecule: messenger RNA, 1173 nt
Organism: Cornus florida
Lineage: Eukaryota; Viridiplantae; Streptophyta; Magnoliopsida; Cornales; Cornaceae
Product: probable 6-phosphogluconolactonase 2
Exons: 4
Coding region: 136-915 (259 amino acids)
Biological process (GO): pentose-phosphate shunt; carbohydrate metabolic process
Molecular function (GO): 6-phosphogluconolactonase activity
Source: RefSeq, a predicted model, not a curated record